This is a messenger RNA of Drosophila willistoni, 1499 nucleotides long. Its product is annotated as zinc finger protein 627. The transcript has 2 exons. The coding region runs from base 445 to 1455 and encodes 336 amino acids. Lineage: Eukaryota; Metazoa; Arthropoda; Insecta; Diptera; Drosophilidae. The record is from RefSeq and is a predicted model, not a curated record. Gene Ontology annotation, cellular component: nucleus.
AUAAUCUGUCUUGCGUUGCUUUCGAUAAAGUUGCUCGACGAUACGACUACACGGAGGCAUGGAGGAGAAGCAGGAGGCAAUUGAAUUGAACCGGCGGCUUCGCUCGUUAGAGAUUGUCCCACAAUUGGGGCAAAGUGCAAUCUCGUACAUAAAACGAAAUAAAUGUUUAAAGUACAAAUACAAAACAAAAUAAAGAGUUAGCCAGCAAUGGAAAUUAAUUUAUCGACAAAUGUUUAUUAGAGAACAACUAACCGGGCAGUACGAUAUCAGGAAGGUUGCCCCCCCUCCUGUCCCUGUUUCCAUCGUUGUAACCAAUAAAAAACGGCGUAAUCUUAUCGCAUUUAAACAAAAUUUCUGCGUUGUAGGUGCACAAGUUUUGUUGUUUGAUGUUCACAGUAGUUGGAAGGUAGCAAUUGACCCAUUACCCACAGGAUACACAAAAUCAUGCGACAUAGGACAACAUUAACAACAGAAAAAUCGUCAUCAUAUGCCAUAUCCGUAGUAGAUAUCGAACAGGAAAUAAUGUCCAGUCCGCUGCAACAUGGCCAAGACGAUGAGAACUAUGCAGUUUCUCUAGAGGAUGUGCGUCUCUUUGCUCAAUUGGAUGAUUUAAAUGGCGACUGUGAUGAUUUGGAAUUGUUAACACCUUGCAAUAAUUUCGAUUUAAUCGAUCUAGUCAAUGGGGCUUUGCAGCAAACGCCAACAAACAUUGAGACACUGAAAUCAACCGAAAUCAAGGUGAAAAGCAAACGUACGUCAUCAUCAUCAACAACAAAAGCACAAACGCACAUCUGUCCCAUUUGUGGGCGUGGCUUUAGUGAGGCCUACAAUUUGCGUAUUCAUAAAAUGACCCAUACAAAUGAAAAGCCACAUAUAUGCGAUGCUUGUGGCAAGGGUUUUCGUCAAUUGAACAAAUUGCGUAUACAUUAUGUUACGCAUACGACCGAUCGUCCGCAUAAAUGUGAUAUCUGUGACAAGGGUUUUCGCUAUGCAAAUUAUCUGACAGUACAUCGACGACUUCAUACAGGAGAGAAGCCCUAUCGAUGUCAAAAUGAAAACUGUCAAAUGUUCUUUCAUUCCAUACACAAGCGACGUGUUCACAUGAAAACGGAGCAUUCAUCUCAAAACCAGGAGCAGGAGCAGGAACAGACAAAGGAACGCGACCAGGAUCAGAAAACGAUUGACUCCAAUUUAAGCUAUACCUGCCCCAUAUGCCAACGAGUCUUGUCGGAUCAAUGCUAUCUGAAUGUUCAUUUAAAGCGUCAUUACAAUCAACGUGACUUCCAGUGUCCACAGCCAGAAUGUAGCAAACGUUUCUUUAGCUCAUCCGAAUUGAAGCAUCAUCAGAUUUCUCAUACACAACUUCGACCCUUUGGCUGUACGAAGUGCCAGGCGCGAUUUCUGCGAAAAUCCAAUUACAAGCAACAUAUGAAAAUACAUGAGCGGCGGCAUUAAGUUACACACACACAUACAUAGAUUUGUUUUUUUGUUUAAAAUAU